AUGAACCGCUUAGCGCAGCUGUUUGUUGCUAGCGCUGCGAAGUCCCCUGGGCAACCUGCCGACUCAUGGAUCGUGGAAGAGCGCUCAGUUGAUGAAGCCAGGCCGUUGAGAGUGGUCAUCAUCGGCUCUGGAAUCUCUGGUAUCAUCGCAUCCAUUCGGUUCAGGCAACGCAUCCCCAACUUGGAUCUUUGCGUAUACGAGAAAAAUGUAGACAUUGGAGGGACUUGGUUGGAGAACAGAUACCCCGGAUGUGCAUGUGAUAUCCCUGCUCACACCUACCAGGCCACCUUUGAGCCCAACAAAGAGUGGUCCGCCUUCUAUGCCACAGCCCCAGAAAUCCACAGGUAUUGGGGGCGCGUGGUGGACAAAUACGGCUGCAAUAGAUAUAUCAAGUUCAAGCAGCAAGUGGUCGAAGCCGUGUGGAAGGAAAAGGAUAGCAAAUGGAUACUGCAGGUCAAGGACCUACACAGUGGCUCGGUCUAUGCAGACCAAUGCGACGUGUUGAUCUCCGCCACCGGCUUCUUGAAUAACUGGAAAUGGCCGGACAUUCCGGGGCUUCAUGAUUUCCAAGGGAUGCUGAUGCACAGUGCUAGGUGGGAUAAGAGUUUUGACUACAGCAACAAGAGGGUUGCUGUGAUUGGCAACGGUUCGAGCGGAGUUCAAAUUGUGCCCGGAAUGCUGCCAAAAGUAGCACGCAUGGACCACUAUGUCAGGAAUCGAACAUGGAUCGCACCCACCUUUGCUCGGGCUGAACUCGAUAGACGUGGGGUCAAGUCGGACAAUUUCUCAUUUACCCCUGAAGAGCUCGAGACCUUCAACAAAGACCACAAUGCUUACCAGAAAUUCCGCAAAGACAUCGAGUUGCAGCUGCAGUCUAUUCACGGUGCAACCUUGCUAGGCACACCAGAACAGCUCGGUGCGAAAGAGGCUUUUACGCAGGAUAUGAGACGGCGCUUAUCAAGUAAGCCGGAAUUAUUUGAGGAGCUUGUGCCAUCAUUCCCGCCCGUUUGUCGCCGGCUUACGCCCGGUCCUGGGUACCUGGAGGCCCUGACGGAUGAGAAGAUCGACAUCAUCACCAGCGAAAUCGUUCGGAUUGAUGCAGACGGCAUCAUCACGGCAGAUGGAACACAUCAUCCAACUGACGUUUUGGUCUGUGCCACCGGAUUCGACACCACGUUCACCCCUCGAUUCCCCAUCACUGGGUGCAACGGCCUCUCGUUGGCGGAGCGGUGGAAGAAGACGCCGGAAUCGUACCUCUCGAUCGCAGUUGAUGAAUUCCCGAACUAUUUUAUCUGCUUUGGGCCCAACUCGGCCCUUGGCGAGGGCAAUCUGUUGCUUUUGCUUGAGAGAGUAAUCGACUAUUUCACCUCAUGUGUCCAGAAGAUGCAGCGUGAUAACAUCCGCUCCAUGUCCGUCCAGAAGGAUGCCGUGGAAAGGUUCACCCGUUACUGCGACCAGUAUUUCUCCCGCACAGUAUACAGUGAGCAAUGCCGUAGCUGGUAUAAGGGAGGCGAGAAAGACGGGCGGGUGAUCGGAGUGUGGCCCGGCUCGUCGCUCCACUCGCUCCGAGUGCUGUCUCAACCCCGCUGGGAGGAUUUCAGGUACGAGUAUGUCGGGGACAACGCGAAUGGCUGGAUUGGGAAUGGCUGGACGGAGAAUGAGAAGAACAAUGAUAUCAAUGUCGACUACCUGGAUGAUGACCAAGUGGACUUUCCCUGGGCGGUGUUUGAACCGUUGAAGAACUAGAGACUAGAAUCAAAUGAAACACGUCAACACGAUGUGACUCGAGCGUAAACUAAGAAUCAUACAAACGGGAUCCGUCGCGUCAUUUGGUAUUGGGUAAAUAAAAGAGGAUUUGUUCCUGGGCUGGAACAAAAGAGGUCGUACUGGGUACUUUCGGAAGUGACUGCCGAGUAUGCAUGCUGCCUCGUCUUGGGGAUGCACUGGGAGGUACAGGUACCUUUAGUGAUGGC
This is a messenger RNA of Aspergillus sclerotioniger CBS 115572, 1973 nucleotides long. Its product is annotated as flavin-containing monooxygenase. The record is from RefSeq and is a predicted model, not a curated record. The transcript is spliced from 6 exons. Lineage: Eukaryota; Fungi; Ascomycota; Eurotiomycetes; Eurotiales; Aspergillaceae. Gene Ontology annotation, molecular function: N,N-dimethylaniline monooxygenase activity; flavin adenine dinucleotide binding; NADP binding. The coding region runs from base 1 to 1746 and encodes 581 amino acids.